AUUUAUCAACAGGAAUUAUAUUCACUGAUACAGAAAAAAAGUGGAAUGUAUUUAGCAUCUUCAUUAUAUGAUGGAUUGGAAGAUAAUAAUAUGAACCAAGUAAAAGCAUUAUUAAAAGAAAAAGAUGCAGAUCCUAAUAUUUUAAUUCCAUCCUAUGGUAUUUCGCCAUUUCACCUGGUGAUAGGUAACGAAUCAGAAGCAUUUGCUGAAGAGGUUACCAAACUUUUUUUACGUCAUGGCGGAGAUCCAAAUGUCAGGUCGAUUGAUAGAAUGACUCCAGUACACGUUGCUGCAGCCUGGGGACGUGUGCGAGUAUUAGAAUUAUUACUCGCCAAUGGUGGUGAUCCAUUGUGUGUAGAUGAUGAAAAUCAUACUCCAUUUCACUACGCACUAGAAGGCUCGUUCUAUGAAGCCGUUUCUGUUUUGGCUAAAUUUUCUUGCAAAACUCAAGAUGAUGAUGAAGAUAGUAACAGCGAUAGUGAUAAGCCCAAGGUUCAAAUUACACUGGAAAAAAUUUUUAUCAAUAACGGUAAUGUUGUAGCCGAGUAUGUACCAUCGGACAUUGAUUUUACGAAUCAUACUGUUGAUGAAAAAAAACAAAAUACCAAAAACUUUAAUGAUUUAUCUAGCUAUAAAUCAGAUGGCUCAUCUAGUUACAAUUUACCUGAUGAUUUUUCUGUACAAAAAGCAUAUUCUUAUACAACUAACGAUGAUUCCUUUGAUAAUCUUCCAAAUGAUAAUAUAACAUUUCGUCGACGUCCACGAGCAAAUCGUAAUGAUUGCGUUAAUAAAAAUGCUAUAUCUCCAAUACUACCUGAUGAUAUCGUCUCUGAAUUAAAGUCCGGGUUUAUUAGAGAUGAGCAAAAAUUAGUUAAAAAUAUAAUAAAAAGACUCUCAAAUUCAUUCGAGAAAACUACGGGCUCGUGGGCUAAUAAAAAAUUAAACGAUGAAAUGAAAAAUAAACACACAAAAAAAUUCGUAAGCUUACUUCCACAGCCAAAAAUAUUUAAAAAUAACUUACAAUUUAUGAAUAAAAAGCAAUCAAAGACAUUGCUCGAUACGUCGAUUAUCAGCAAAUCACCUAAUUUUCAUAUUAAUAUCAACAGAAAUUAUAAUAAUAAAUUUAAUACAUCGAACUCGUUGGAGAGUGAAAGUUUGAUGAAUCAAAUGUCUUUGAGCCAAUCAUCCACCAGUUCAAGUGCUAAAAGUGCCAGUUCAACGCCGAGAAAAGAGACUGAAAUAGUGCAAUGUAAAUCUAAGGAAAAAAAAUGUUUGAAUAACAAUAUUAAUAGGAAUUCAUUAAAUCUGAGUUACAAUGAGAGAGAUUAUGUUUCUUCUUUUUCGACAAAUAAUGAAUACAAGUCAGAUAUUGAUGAUAGCUAUUUUUUAAAAAAUAUUAUUAGAAAUUUAAAUGAUUCCUUUGAAGAUGAUUAUGAUAAAGAAAAUUCAGAAUUAAUAAAUAGUGAGAUUUUAAUGAAUAAUAGAGGUUUAAAGUUGAAUGGAGAUAGUAAAAAAAAUUUGGAGGAAAAAACAAAACCUAGGUCAUUCAAAGGAUCUCAUCUACUUCUUCCGUCAAAAAAUUUAAAAGAGAAUACAAGAGAUAGGAAUGUUGACAAACACAGCAAUAAAGAAGAAAUAAAACAAGAUAAAGAAUUGAAUAUUUCUUUCCAUGAUAAAAUAAAAUCUAUUCUUGAAAGUCCAGGAUCUUCUACACCAACGUCAAAUUAUUUAUCUGUAAGAUCAGAGCUGAGUGAUCAGGAGGAACUCGAUCUACACUAUGAAAUAAAUAAUAUUUUCAAGGGCAAUAAAACACCGCCUGCAUCAAUUUCUAAAAGAUCCGACGAAUCUUGGGCUACCGAUGAGUCAACAGCACUAUCCGAUGAUUUUACGAAUUCCUUGUUAAUUUAUAAACCAUCUAUUGACACAAGUUAUGAGUACGAAAGUUCAGUCCAGAGCCAAAAAGAUAGUUCUAAUAAUCAAUUAAAAGUUGAAGAUAAAAUGCAAAGCAGCGAUACUGAUACUUACGAAACUCCUCUCCGAUCUUUUAGUUCUUCAACGAGCAAUGAUUCGUUUGUUACUGUCGAAGAGCAGUACCAUUACGUUGAUCCUGAAAGAAAGAAAGCUUUCUUAGAACGUCGACUAUGUGUCAUACCAAAACUCGAUGAACCUGUUGACCAUAUUAGCGAAUCUAGUUAUUUAGAAGAAAUGUCUGAAAACAAUGAAAGUGGCCCUUUAAGAGUCGUACAUAAACCAGUACAAGGUAAACAAAUACUUGCUAAUUGUGAUCUUCGGAACCGUUUAAUAACUUUGGGAGAACAACCUGGACCUAUAACAUCGACAACUUACCACGUAUAUUUAAAACGACUUACUAAAUUAGAAAAAAAUGUUGAUUUAAAUGCUCGUAUGCAAGAGCUGUCACUUAAGGAUGAGAUUAAACUUUCUCCAGUGGUGAAAAAUGGAUUGUUCGACCCUUGGGCGUGCAAUCUCCAGCCUUUCCAAGAUCUCGAAGAUCGAGUGUUCAAAGAAUUCGAAACACCGAAACCUAAUCGAAGAUAUCGUGGAGGUAUCUCAAAAUCAUAUUUCAACUACAUUCUUCUAGAUCCACGAAUUACAAACAAUCUACCGCGUAAUGGUCGUUAUUUAUCACCCGGACAACGCUGGAAUAUAUUUCUCAAAGCUAUUUUUUACAUUGGCAAAGGCAAAGCGUCGCGACCGGCAGCUCAUCUGUAUGAUGCAUUUGACUUCUGGUUCAAGAAUAAGUCUGAUGAACCUUCUAAUAAAAUUCAGAAAAUUCUUGACAUCUGGCGGGAAUCAAAAGGUGUUAUUUGUCUUCACGUUUAUAUGAAUCGUAUGCAAGAAGAAGCUUUUACCCGUGAGGCAGCUAUGAUUGACGCUAUUGGUCUUGAUAAAUUGACUAAUUGUGUACGUGGAAAUUAUUAUGGUAUAAUUACAACAAUGAACAAUUUGGAUAAAAUUGGUAUGGGUAAUUAUUUACUUUAUAAAGCUAUGGAAAUUUUUAUGUACGAAGGUGAACGACAGCUAUUUCCUCAAAGUAUUACAUAG
Messenger RNA from Cotesia congregata, 3063 nucleotides. Lineage: Eukaryota; Metazoa; Arthropoda; Insecta; Hymenoptera; Braconidae. The record is from the annotation of a GenBank genome assembly.